AAGCCUCCGGACCCCAAACCCUGCCUGUGAGCUUCUUCUUCUCACACGAGCUGCAGAAAACUGGGAAAGGAAGAGGAAGUUUAAGCGGAAUAAGCAGCGAAGAGCCUAAUUUGUGGUUCUUUUUUCUUCUGGUGGCCCGGUAUUCCUUGUAAAGCCAGGAAAAAUUGCUUGGUGUAGCUGUAUUGGAGAGAAGGCUGGGGAGGAGGUGAAGCUGCGGGAUACGAUGACUGAGAAAGAUUCGGUGACGGAGAACAUAAUAUCAGAUGCCAUGGCAAAUCCAUCUCCUGCCAAGAGCAUGGGUGACCCUGGAAUCACUCCACUGUCUCCCUCACACACCCAGCAAAAUAACACGGACCAGGUACCUUCAGGACCAUCCUUCGUGGUCGUGGUCGCCAUUGACUUUGGCACCACGUCCAGCGGCUACGCCUACGCCUUCACUAAGGAGCCCGAGUGCAUUCACACCAUGAGGCGCUGGGAAGGCGGGGACCCUGGCGUGUCCAAUCAGAAGACUCCUACUACCAUCCUGCUGACUCCAGAUAGAAAGUUCCACAGUUUUGGCUAUGCAGCACGUGAUUUCUACCAUGACCUGGACCCCAGCGAGUCCAAACAAUGGCUGUACCUGGAGAAAUUCAAAAUGAAACUCCACACCACUGCGAAUCUGUCCAUUGACACAGAUCUCCACGCAGCCAAUGGAAAGAGAGUGAAAGCUCUGGAUAUCUUUGCGUACGCCCUUGCCUUCUUUAAGGAGCAAGCACUAAAGGAGCUGAGUGACCAGACAGGCAGUGAGUUUGACAACAACGAUGUGAGAUGGGUGAUCACUGUGCCCGCCAUCUGGAAAAUGCCCGCCAAGCAGUUCAUGAGGGAGGCUGCUUAUAAGUCUGGUCUGGUUUCUCGUGAAAACCCGGAGCAGCUGAUCAUCGCCUUGGAGCCCGAGGCAGCUUCAAUCUAUUGCCGUAAACUCCGCCUCCACCAGAUGAUCGACCUCGGCAGCCGGACCACCCAGAACGGCUUCAGCCCCACUGACAAUGUAGGGUCCACCAUGACCCAGGCUUCCCCAGGUCAUGCUAAGGAGCAUGUUCGGCGCAACCGGCAGAGUCGCACCUUUUUGGUGGAAAAUGUCGUAGGGGAACUUUGGUCGGAGCUGGAAGAAGGCGACCGUUACGUGGUGGUUGACUGCGGUGGAGGAACGGUGGACCUCACUGUCCAUCAGAUCCGUCUUCCAGAGGGUCAUCUGAAGGAGCUCUACAAGGCUUCAGGCGGUCCCUAUGGCUCUAUCGGGAUUGACUAUGAAUUUGAGAAGCUCCUGUGUAAGAUCUUCGGACAGGAUUUCAUUGACCAGUUCAAGAUCAAAAGGCCGGCUGCUUGGGUGGACCUGAUGAUUGCAUUUGAGUCACGGAAGAGGGCAGCGGCCCCUGACAGGACCAACCCCCUCAAUAUUAACCUGCCCUUCUCCUUCAUUGACUACUACAAGAAGUUCAGGGGCCACAGUGUUGAGCAUGCCUUGCGCAAGAGCAAUGUGGAUUUUGUGAAGUGGUCCUCCCAGGGGAUGCUGAGGAUGAAUCCAGAUGCCAUGAAUGCCCUCUUCAAGCCCACCAUAGAUCACAUCAUUCAGCAUCUCACUGAGCUGUUUGAGAAGCCGGAGGUAAGCGAUAUUAAGUUCCUGUUCCUGGUUGGGGGGUUUGCUGAGUCGCCCCUGCUGCAGCAGGCAGUCCAGAACAUGCUUCAGGGUCGCAGCCGCAUCAUCAUCCCCCAUGAUGUGGGCCUCACCAUCCUGAAGGGUGCUGUGCUGUUCGGCCUGGACCCUGGUGUCAUCAAAGUCCGCCGCUCACCCCUCACCUACGGCGUGGGCGUGCUCAACCGCUUUGUGGAGGGUAAGCACCCUCCAGAGAAGCUGUUGGUGAAGGAUGGCACGCGCUGGUGCACCGAUGUCUUUGACACCUUCAUAGCAGCCGACCAGUCGGUGGCGCUGGGCGAGCUGGUGAAGCGGAGCUACACUCCUGCCAAACCAUCGCAGCAGGUUAUCGUCAUCCACGUCUACUGCUCCGAAAGCGAGAGCGUGGGAUUCAUCAGCGAGCCUGGCGUCAGGAAGUGCGGGACACUCCGUCUGGAUGUGAGCGGAACGGAAAGCACGGCACCGCGCCGUGAGAUCCAGACGCUCAUGCAGUUCGGCGACACGGAGAUUCGCGCCAUGGCGGUGGAUGUGGCUACGGCACGCACCGUCAAAGCUAGCAUUGACUUCCUCAGCCAUUAGACAGGCAGUGAGAGAGCUGAUGUUAGGGAAUCGUGUGACCAGAUGGAAAUGGAAACUUAUCAGCUUACACAUUUACACACACACACAAAAUGAGCCAGGGAUAUUUACUGGAAAAUGGUUGAAGGUAAUGAUUCUCAAGGCUUGGGACGGUUUCUAUGUUAGCAUGAAACUUAAACUAGCACCCAGACUGACUUUCCAGUGUAGUCUCUAUGUUAUGACGGAGAAACAAAGUGAUUUGGAUAAUUUCUCCUCUUCAGCUUGUUCUAGGUCAGCCUUUCACCAUGUCCAAGUUGUUUGUGUGCUAAGAUGCUCCAUUGUAUUGAUGCACAAAGAGCAGACAGAUAUUCCCCAUGUAAAUUCACUGUAAGGACCAGCUCCACUAUGGUUCAGCAAUGGUUGUGUAUUUUAACUGUAAGGUAGCCUGAUGCUGUAGUGGAUACUGGGGCACUCUGCCUUGUCUAACACAGUUGUAUGACACAGUGCUCUGAUAACCUCGGCAUCCUCUCAAACUUUGACUCACAGCACACUGUUUUCAUCAGUGGUUACACCAAGACAUGAUAGCUUUAGAACAGCACUACCCUGGGCUUCCAUAAACUACAUUCAUCUACUCUUCAUUUCAUGAGGCCAGAGCUUUGUUGAGUCAGGUUUGAGGGCUCCAGAUGAGAAAGAUGAAGGAAAACCAAUGGAUAUUCACUAAAAUAUAAUACUUGAUCAUUUCUCAGCUGUAACGAAUUGCAGGACAGCUUAUGAAAUCUGUAUUUAUCUCUACGCAUUCCAGAGAAAAGGCAUGAGAUGCCAGCGGAAGGAGACAUACUAUAUUAACAUACAAUCAUGGUGCAUUCAGACUACAUCCUUUAACACUUGAACUCCAUUAAUUAUUGGGUCAAAUUUCAGCAGAUCAUCCAAUAUUAUUGAUGGUAUCUGAUUUAUGCAAUGGCUAUGGGAUUAAUAAAAUGUCAUAAUUUGAAAAUGAAAAAAAGGUUUUGCAAGGUUGAACCUAGGUUUUGAAGGCUUGCAUAAUGUUUUGAUUGGCUGAGAAAAUAUUCUCCAUCUCUAAACAUCAUUUUGUACUUGAGUUUCUGUUUUUCACAUUUGCAGUGCUCUUUUUAAAGUGUUUCUUCAAUACAUUUUGAGAGUUUCAAGUUUGUCACGGUUCUCCUGGCACAGCGGUUUGUUCUCCAGGUUUGAAACCUUGGAAAAGCUGAUCUGAAAACAAGUGUGUAUAUGGCGGGAAGAAAAAUUUGAAAGGUUGAAACUUGGGUUUCAAAAGGAUGGAUCUUUAUUUUGAAUCCUUGCAGAUGUACAUUUGCACUCAUAGUGCAGACUGUUCCUCCAGAGCUGAAACCCACUUUUCAGAGAUCUGCUCACACAGUUUCAAGCUUGCAAGUCAUAUGAUUUCUGGCAGGGUUGUCUUGCAGCUCUGAUCUGAAACAGACAGAAAAAAAGUUAGCAGAGAGCAAACAAUAGGUUAAGAGCAAAUGCCCCUGCCUCCAGGGUCUUGGCUUUUUUUCCAGACUGCCUGUUUCAGACCAGAGCUGUGAGACAACUGUGCCACCAAUCACAUAACUUGCAAACGUGUCACUGUGUAGGCAGAUCUCUGAAAAGUGGAUGUUGUAAACUCAGCUCUGAAAGAACAGUCUGCACUACGAGUGCAAAUGUACAUCUGCAGAGAUAUCACGUGAGGAUUUGCCCUUUCAAAGCUCAAGUUUCAAUCUUUCAAAACUUUCCUCCCCACAUAUGUGCACCAGUUUUCAGAUCACAGUUUCCAAGGUUUCAAACCUGGUGAACAAACAAAUGCACCAAGACAAGAGUGACAAAUUUGAACCUUUGAAAAUGUGUUGCAGAAACACUGUAAAAGAGUGCUGCAGUUGUGAAGAACAGUAACUCAAGUACAAAAUCAUGUUUGCAGAGAUCUGAAAUGUUUUUUUCUGCCAAUCACAAUAUUGUGCAAGCCUCCUAAACCUAGUUUCAAUCUUGCAAAACUUUUUUUUGUAUUAGAUUUAAAGCUUUUAAGCGCUGAGUUUUCAAAAGUUUUUUUUUUUUUUCAGUUUCAAAUUAUGAUAUUUUAUUUAACCCAUACUAUGGUUGGAUGCUAGAUGUGGUAUACUGUGCACUACAAAACCUUUUUGUGCGAUUAAAAAAAGAAAGUAUAAAAAGAGGUCAGAGUGACACACACAGUUUCAAGGUUAGUUAGCAAGUCUUAAUAUGACUUCUCUCACAAAAUUAUAUACACGUCCACUUCAGUACAGGUCAAGAUGUUCCAUAGUGAAUUAUGAAUCCGAGAAUGUGAACGUUUCAUAAUAAAGCAGAGCUGAAUGUGCUGCUUGAAUCUUAAAAGCAAGUAUAGCCAUCAAAUGUGCUUAAUUGUUGCCUUUAUUCAUUUAUGCUUCUUAUAAAAACCACGGACAAAAAGCCACUGAGUUUUCCCACUUGAAUAUUCUGAAUCCAGGUGAUGUGCUGUGCAGAAACAAAAGUGCAGGCCAUUUCAGACAGAAGAAAUAAUGAAAAUAUGUUUAUUUCUGUAAAUACAGUAUUUAAAUAUUGUACAGAUUUUUAGCGUUAUUAUUUCUGCAGCUUUAGAGCCGAAAGUAUGCGUGCAUCUGUGGGUGUGGGUGUGGGUGUGGGUGCGCUUUCACGUGGACAUCUUUCUCCUUUUUUUUUUUUUUUUGUCCUCACCAGCCAUAGCAUGAGAGGCCAAGGCAGGUUUGAUUGUUGUGUUCAAUCACAGUGAGUGUUUGGAUGUGUCGCUUUGCUUUGCAAUUCAUGAGAAAAGACACUUGAAUACCUCCGUCCUUAAAAAGCAUUUCGACAAAAAUGUCUGUCAACUAUCAAUUUGAUUAGAAUUUGGAGUAGUAAUUUUUUUUUUGUUUGUUUGUUUUUUGUUAUUUUUUUUAACAGAGUAAAAUUUUAAUGUCCAAUUGCCUUUAAAAAUAUCUAUCCUGCAAUACAAAUUCUAUAGCCAUUACAACUGAUUAACUAGCCCGAGCUUACCUGUUUUCCAAAGACACUAAUAUGUUUUGGCACUGCUGCUGAAAACUUUAGGUACUUAACUGACUG
Molecule: messenger RNA, 5308 nt
Organism: Myripristis murdjan (pinecone soldierfish)
Lineage: Eukaryota; Metazoa; Chordata; Actinopteri; Holocentriformes; Holocentridae
Gene: hspa12a
Product: heat shock protein 12A
Exons: 13
Coding region: 224-2251 (675 amino acids)
Source: RefSeq, a predicted model, not a curated record